UCACAUAGAGACAUUCACCUUGUCCUGCCUGUAUUUUGAGGCAGAAUUGGGAACACCUGGGGAAGCAAGGAAAUAUCUUCAUCAAUUGAGCUUCAUCAGUGAGCUUCCCCAAAGGAAAAUGGAUGGCCUGCGGAGGUAGUGAGCUCCCCGUUACUUGUCCAGCAGAAGCUACAUAACCAUCACUAAGGGAUUCUGUAGACAAGAUUUUUAUUCAAGUGAAGAUUGGACUAAAGGGCCACUGGCCCACUGAGAUCAUUUUCAGGUGUCUACUGUAUGGCUGUGAGUCAUGGAAGAGGAAAGUCUCUGAGGAGUUCAAAAUGAACGUCACACAGAAAGAAGAAUGGAUCGAUUGUGGGAGUUCGGGGAAGACCCAAACCAGAGGGCGACUGAGGCAGAAGCGGGAGCGCGGAGAAGGGGGUCGCCUGCCUGCGCGAGGGGCCGAGCCCACUGGAGGGGGAGGGGGCGGUAGAGCUCUACCUCCCCGUCCCUCCUCCCUAGGACCUGCCUCUAUGGGCUUGGAAAGACCCCUCGGGGGAUGUCCCAUGGACUCCGAGCAAUUCCCCAUGCAGAAACCAGGAGUCUCCCCAGCUUCACCUCCCCCAAGCCGCCCACCUCUUCGAGGGCCCGGGAGCCCAGGACAGGUUCCCCUGGGCCCUGCCCUCCCCGCCGGAGCCCCUGAGGAGCUUCUCCAGGCGCUGCUCCUGGGGCCGCCCGAGCCUGCUGCCCCUGCGGAAGCUGGCCCCUCUGGAGCGCCUCUGCUCCCCGCCCCGGGCCGCCUCCCCGCCCCGCUGCCUGAUCCAGAGUAAGAGCCUGCUGCCCAGGAGGCUGACCCCGCUGAGGCUCUCCUACACUCAGCCCCAGCCCGUCCCCAAGGGCGGCUUCAGGACCUGCCAGAGCCCCAGCAAGGGGCCCCCCAACAGACUGGCUCCCUUGGAGGCGUACAGGAGGAGCCUCAUCCCCACCCCACCCACCCCUUUCCCUUCAAGAGGUCCGUGAAGUAA
Molecule: messenger RNA, 1001 nt
Organism: Antechinus flavipes (yellow-footed antechinus)
Lineage: Eukaryota; Metazoa; Chordata; Mammalia; Dasyuromorphia; Dasyuridae
Product: basic proline-rich protein-like
Exons: 3
Coding region: 318-806 (162 amino acids)
Source: RefSeq, a predicted model, not a curated record